CAAAAAGCACUUACAAGACUCUGAUCGGCUGAGCACUGCGAGAAGUGAAAGUUGCAGACUGGCUGUCUGAUUAGAAAUGUCUUUCAAAAGAAAAAGGCCAGGAGAUUGGGGGACAUUGGGUGAUGGGUUUGAAGGUCUAGAUGUUGAUAAACCUCAAGUGAAACGACAGAAGGACAGAGGGUUGCCAGGGGCUCGUAGAUUAUAUACCAGCAAAAAUGACAUGAAUGAUGACCCAAUCGAGGAAAUAAUUUCAUGGACAUCAAGUGACGAAGAAAAUGAAGACACAAGAAGUCAACAAAGGACAGCUUCAAGAAGUAAGAAAGUAAAGGUGUCAAGUACAGAAAAGAGAGCUUCUGUGAGGACAAAACAGGAAUGGAAGCAGAGUUCUUGUCCUGAGGAGGAGGAAGUCACCGUGGUCUGUGACUCGGAUGAUUCUACUUGUAACUCCAGUGUAGACAGACUAAAGAUGAGUGAACCUAUAGGUGAGAGCAUUGAAUUUGACAUAGAGUGUGAAGAUUCAAGAUCCUCCAUACUGACCCAGCCAUCAGAGUCUCAGAAUGAUACACAGGUCACUUGCACCUCCCCGUGCAUAAGUCAAGCAACAUCAGCGUCAACCAGUCAAUCCCACAGCCCUGACCAGGGAGGGAAGGUCAAGGCCAGCCAGUGGGUCAAGAUGUUAGAUCUCAAAACACCCACAAAAAACUCACAAGAUGUCACAUUCCCUGAACUAGAAGACUCCGCAAAGAAGAAGAAAAAAUACAAACGUGGAGGCCUGGCAGACCAGCUGUCGAGUCUGAAGGGGAGAGAGCGGUCACACAUCAGCAUGGUCAGGCACCAGCAGUCCACCACCCCCAGGACCCCCCAGCCUGCAGACACUGGCACUAAGUCCUUGUCCCUGAAGAUCCUGCGCCUGGAGCCCCUCUUCUCUCUACAACUGGCCCACUGCAUACAGGAGGAAGGAGAAUCCCUCACAGAACAGCUGGUUCUGUUUCUUUAUGACCAGUCACUACAGGAGGGAAACAGUGUCCAGGUGUUCGCUCCGUGGCAGCAGAUAAGAUUGAAACACACAUCAGAGCUGGUACUGCUUUGUUCUAAUUACUGUAUCACUCCUCCCAAAGAUCAGACGGAGACGACAUUGUGUCAAACUGACACUAGGUCCAAAGACAGCCGUGAGGUUGUGAGGGUGAUACACGGAGUGUGGAAGUGCCCCUGUGUCUCUGGGCUCGUCUUCUCCCCCACUACCUGUCCCGCUCACCUGAAUCCAGGUAUUCCAGGACUAUUUUCAAGCAAGUCAGAAAAAGACUCAGAAGAAGGUGAUGACCAGUUAUCUGCCCUUGCUACCAUUCCAGCCACUCAGAGUGCUUCUGUGAGGACGAGACGAACCAAAAGCUCUGUACUGGAGUGGGUGGACUGUCACGACCCCAGCACCAGGCUCCAGGGGAGAGUCCUUAGGGUCUUUUGUUUUAACACUAAAGGCUUACCCUCAGAGAAACGGUACUCCCUACUUAUAGAGGACAGCCAUGGUACCAUGUGCCAGAUAUUUUGUCCUGAGAAUGCAGAGAUGCGCUUUCCCUCAGUGUUACAGAGAGGGGAGGGGCUGAUUUAUGUGUUUGGGGGAAUCACCGUCCAGUGUAGGGCUACCCGAGACAGGGAGCCUGCCCUUUUUUCUGUGAUUGACAGACUUUGGAGUGAUAAAUGUGUGUCAAACACAGCCUCAUCAACUCCCAGCAUGGAAGAGAGUACAGCAGGUUCUGAGGAGUCCAAUAGUAUUUCACAGUUCCAUAGAACAUCAGCUCCAGCCUUUUGUUAUGUAAUGAAAGAAGCAGCCAGUGAAGAAGGGAUGAUAAUUAUACCCACGGAGAAGGAUAGAUCAGUGGUCAAAGAGAGGAUAACGAGGCUAACACAUCUUGGUCAAGAGGACCAAGAGCGAGUUUCUAUUUGUUGUACAGUGAUCCUCAGUCUUAAUAUGUCUGAGGUCAAGGAGAGUCUCCCAAGUUCAGAUGUCAGGAGAUCCCACAGGUCUAUUCUGUAUGUAAGAGAUUCCUCUGAUCCCAAAUACGUUACUAUGACAACGAUAGAGGGCUUCUGUCUACCAGAACUGAAUGAAAUGAGAAACAAAACAUGGAUGUUCCGAGAUGUUACUUACCAUUUAGGUAAGAUGGCCUGUGACAAGUACAGCUGUGUAAUCCCUCAAAACACUGAAUCCGUCACAUCAUGUGACGUUGACCUUUUACCUAUAAAUGCUGAGCUAUCUGUUUUGGAUCUUUGCAGUGUAACUGGUACUGUUUGUGGUGUGGAUGAGAACUCGGCCUACAGCUGGGAGGUCUGUGACCGGUGCAAGCAAGAAAACCUGGCCCAGGACACCUCAAGCCAACAACUUGUAUGUCUGAGUUGUAAGGAGGUCGUGAGGAAGCCCCAGACCCGGAUGAAGUUGGUGGUGUUCCUGUCCGGAACUUCAAAAUGUGACUCAACACCAGUAGGUCAUGUGAGCCAACCAUUACCACCAGAAUCAAAGGUGUCUGUUGAGCUUCUCCAGUGUAGUAUAGAAGAACUUCUGCCUGAUGCCUCUCAGAGUCAAGAAGGGUAUGACAUGGCCUGUGUUUUGGGACAAAAAAUGGGACCUUUGACUUGUGUGGUGCUCAGGUGCAAGCCAAGUGAGGUGGUGCUAAAAGAAGUCAGUGUGGAUCCACAGAAAUAGUUGGCCUUUAGAAUGAGAGAACUGUGAAUACCAGUAUGCUGCAUGGGCCGUUCAUAACCCCUGUUGAAUUGUUCUGUUUUGUACAUGUUGCAGAAGUUAUAAAUGGUAGAAUAUUUUGUGCUCAAUUAACAACUAUUUACAUCUAUUUAUAGCAGUUUUAAAGGUACUAAUAAUUGAAAUAGAAAAUAUUUGAAGUUUGAAUUCUAGCAAUACAUUUUCUUGAAACACAU
Messenger RNA from Magallana angulata, 2928 nucleotides. RefSeq names its product DNA repair-scaffolding protein-like. The record is from RefSeq and is a predicted model, not a curated record. Bases 77 to 2698 code for a protein of 873 amino acids. Gene Ontology annotation, cellular component: nucleoplasm; nuclear chromosome. NCBI's taxonomy places the organism in Eukaryota, Metazoa, Mollusca, Bivalvia, Ostreida, Ostreidae. The transcript has 20 exons. Gene Ontology annotation, biological process: double-strand break repair via homologous recombination; regulation of establishment of protein localization to chromosome.